Molecule: messenger RNA, 879 nt
Organism: Maudiozyma barnettii
Lineage: Eukaryota; Fungi; Ascomycota; Saccharomycetes; Saccharomycetales; Saccharomycetaceae
Gene: CUS2
Product: U2 snRNP complex subunit CUS2
Exons: 1
Coding region: 1-879 (292 amino acids)
Cellular component (GO): U2-type spliceosomal complex; U2 snRNP
Molecular function (GO): RNA binding
Source: RefSeq, a predicted model, not a curated record
AUGGACACUGUAAAUGAUGAAUUGGAAUUACAAGAGACAUUAAAAGAGAACAAGAAAAAGGAGAUUCAUAAAAGAAAAUUGGAAAUUGAAGAACAGAAACAACAUCAGAUAGAAGAGCGGAAGGCGAAUAAUACAUCUGUUUAUAUAUCAAACAUAGAUGUAUCUGGUUUAGGCACAGAUGAUAAAGUAUUUGAAGUACAAGAACAAUUAAUCAAAGAGUUUUCAAAGUUUGGAAUUAUUCGAAAAAAUACAGAUGGACUUAGGAAAUGCAACAUGUAUAGAGAUGAAAAUGGGAAAUUUAAGGGAGAUGCAUUGAUUGUUUAUGCUAAGCCUGAAUCAGUACCGUUUGCAAUAGAAAUAAUGGAUGGUUUUGAAUUUAAAGGAAAAACAUUACGUGUUCAAAAAGCAGUAUUUGAACCGUUGGAACAAUCCAUUUCUGGCUGUAUUGAUGCCAAAAUUUGUCAUUUAACAAAGAAAUUGAAAACAAAUAGACAGAAUAGUCUAUCAUCUGAUGAAAAGAUUGGAGAUAAAACUGUUGUUCUCGAUAAUAUUAUCGACAUAUAUGCUGAUUUUGAUGUCGAUGAACUUGAUGAUAUAAAGGAAGAUAUUAAAGAAGGUUGUCAACAGUUUGGUGAAAUAAUUUCUUAUUACCUUGAUCAGGAUAAGGGUAAAGCUACCCUAACGUUUACUUUAGAAAAUUCUGCUCAAGAAUGUCAAAAAUAUAUGGAUGGUAGAUUUUUCGAUGGAAGGGAGGUACUUGCUUUUAUAGGUUCUAAAGAAAAUAUUGAACCAAAAAGUGAGGAGGGGUCGGAUAUUUCAGAGAUAAAAUAUGAGGAUAUUGAGGAUAAUGGCGCUAUAUUUAUUCAAAAUUAUUCUUAA